AUUUCUAAAUUUCCUUUCAUUUGGAGUUCAUUUGAGUUUCAUUUCGCAUUCCACCAUUUCGUCUCUGUUCUUCACACACACACACACCGCAUCAAACAGACACACACAGAUAUCUCCAUUUCAAUGUAUAUAUACAGUUCCUAUAUGUAGAAAAAAAAAUCUGAUUAAUUAUCAGCUUUUAUGUUAGCACGGAAUGGCGGCGAUUCAGCUCGAAAAAAUCAUGAAGGGAAAGCCUGUGAUAACUUUUCCUAGAAACCUCCGAUUCUAGAUCUCGGUCGAUUCGGCAGCCGGAAUAAUUUUUCUGUUGUGUUGUUGGAUUUAAGAAUUUUUAGAUCGGGGAUUAGGUAGCUGGUAGAUUGUUUUUGAGGUGAAAUUAGGCGAAAAUGCCGGGGCAUGGGGAUCUGGAUAGGCAAAUAGAGCAAUUGAUGGAGUGCAAGCCGCUAUCGGAGGCGGAGGUGAAGAUUUUGUGCGAUCAGGCGCGGGCUAUUCUCGUGGAAGAGUGGAAUGUGCAGCCGGUGAAAUGCCCCGUCACUGUGUGCGGCGAUAUCCACGGACAGUUUUACGAUCUGAUCGAGCUGUUCCGGAUUGGCGGCAAUGCUCCUGACACGAAUUAUCUCUUCAUGGGGGACUACGUCGACCGUGGGUACUAUUCGGUGGAGACAGUCACACUCUUAGUAGCCUUGAAAGUUCGUUAUAGAGAUAGAAUCACAAUCCUCAGAGGAAACCAUGAAAGUCGGCAAAUCACUCAAGUGUAUGGGUUCUAUGAUGAGUGCUUGAGGAAGUAUGGCAAUGCCAAUGUAUGGAAGUUUUUCACUGAUCUUUUUGAUUAUUUGCCGUUGACAGCACUUAUCGAGAGUCAGGUCUUCUGUUUACAUGGGGGUCUUUCACCAUCACUGGAUACCUUGGAUAACAUUCGAGCUUUAGACCGCAUACAGGAGGUUCCACAUGAAGGACCAAUGUGCGACCUUUUGUGGUCUGAUCCGGAUGAUCGUUGCGGAUGGGGCAUAUCACCACGUGGGGCUGGCUACACCUUUGGACAGGAUAUAGCUGCUCAGUUCAACCACACAAACGGCCUCACACUAAUUUCAAGGGCUCACCAGCUUGUCAUGGAGGGCUAUAAUUGGUGUCAGGAAAAGAAUGUGGUGACAGUGUUUAGCGCCCCGAACUACUGCUACCGCUGCGGAAACAUGGCUGCAAUACUUGAGAUCGGGGAGAACAUGGAGCAGAACUUCCUCCAGUUUGAUCCAGCUCCCCGGCAGAUUGAGCCCGACACAACCCGCAAGACUCCAGACUACUUCUUGUGAAGUCGUAAGGUUCGUGGCAUGCUUGCAGUUAAUAUUUACAGUAGAUGUGUCUUUUAAGAGAAAAAAAAAGAGUGUUGUUAUUCGAGGAUUACUGUCGACGUCAUUCUUUGUUUGGAUUUAGGCCCGGCUCCCGAAUUCCCCGUUUUGUUCACCGGUAACUAACCAAGGCACAGAGAGUAUUUUGUAUAUUUUGUCCGAACUCAAAGCUGAAAAACAAAUUUAUAUGGUGUUUCUGUAAUUUACAAAAUGGCUUUGAUAGGA
Messenger RNA from Salvia miltiorrhiza (redroot sage), 1565 nucleotides. Its product is annotated as serine/threonine-protein phosphatase PP2A catalytic subunit. Gene Ontology annotation, biological process: mitotic cell cycle; peptidyl-serine dephosphorylation. Gene Ontology annotation, molecular function: protein serine/threonine phosphatase activity. Gene Ontology annotation, cellular component: cytoplasm. Lineage: Eukaryota; Viridiplantae; Streptophyta; Magnoliopsida; Lamiales; Lamiaceae. Bases 384 to 1304 code for a protein of 306 amino acids. The transcript has 6 exons. The record is from RefSeq and is a predicted model, not a curated record.